Molecule: messenger RNA, 3012 nt
Organism: Acipenser ruthenus (sterlet)
Lineage: Eukaryota; Metazoa; Chordata; Actinopteri; Acipenseriformes; Acipenseridae
Product: cytoplasmic polyadenylation element-binding protein 1-like
Exons: 12
Coding region: 103-1806 (567 amino acids)
Biological process (GO): negative regulation of cytoplasmic translation
Cellular component (GO): nucleus; cytoplasm; neuron projection
Molecular function (GO): mRNA 3'-UTR binding; translation factor activity, RNA binding; ribosome binding
Source: RefSeq, a predicted model, not a curated record
ACGGUUGCUGUAGUUGUUGCGUAGAACGUAGCGAGUAAUUUGUGGGGUUGUAAUCGAAUUUUCUUUUUUGUUGUUUUAAGAUACAAGCAAAAUAUAUUUGUCAUGGCUUUUUCUUUGGACGACCUUAAUAAAGCCCAUGAGCGCUGGGAAUCGGAUGCUCCAGCUUUGUCUACCUGCAGUAAUGCAGAUCUGUUCCGUAGAAUGAACACCAUGCUGGGGAACUCUCUGGACUUUACUGGGGUGUGCACUACACCACUCAACAAGGGAAGACGUGAUAAUUUGCCUGAUUUGCAGGACGCGGACACGGCCGUCGGAAGCAGGAUGCUUUUCCCCAACACUGCGCAGGAAUCUCCUCGGGUCCUCCCAGAUGUCAAUGACCUGAAUUUAGGCCUGCAGUCCCUGAGCCUGUCAGGGUGGGACCGGCCGUGGAGCAGCCAGGAUUUAGACAGUUCAAACCAGACCAGCACGCCAUCCAGGUUUUCUUCCCCACCCCCUCCAGUGUUGAGUAUGCUCAGCAGCCCUCUCGGCAAACUGGGCAAACCCAUGGGCUUCCCGUCCCUGGAUCCCAUUGGCUCUGACUUCCUGGACAAGUUUCCUGGUUUGGCCCCCCGGAACACCCGCCUGGAAUCCCGCUCCCUGCUUGACUCGCGAUCCAGCAGCCCUGUCGACUCCGAAACCAGUGGCUUCAGCUCCAGCUCUGACCACCUCCAUGACUUGCUUUCUACACUCCGGAUCUCCCCUCCCCUGCCAUUCCUAAUGAGCAACUUGCAAAGGGAUGCUCUGAAAAUGGGGCUGGGAUCUCGCCUGGACCAAGACAACUCCUCCCUGGGAGCCAUCUCGUCCCCCAGCAGCCUCUCCAAGAGAUGGCCCGGGACCUCUGUAUGGCCAAACUGGGACCUCCUGGAGUCUCAGGAUGAUCCGUUCAGCAUUGAGAGGGAGGCCAGACUACACAGGCAGGCUGCAGCUGUGAACGAAGCCACCUUCACCUGGAGCGGACAGCUGCCUCCCAGGAACUAUAAGAACCCACUUUAUUCCUGCAAGGUAUUCCUUGGUGGAGUGCCUUGGGAUAUCACUGAGGCUGGAUUGAUCAACACAUUCCGUGUGUUUGGUCCCCUGAGUGUGGAGUGGCCUGGUAAGGAUGGCAAGCACCCUCGCUGCCCUCCCAAAGGUAAUAUGCCUAAAGGCUAUGUGUACCUGGUGUUUGAGUUGGAGAAGUCUGUGCGAGCCCUGCUCCAGGCCUGCACCCAGGACUUGCUGAACCCAGAUGACUUGAGCGAGUACUACUUCAAGAUGUCCAGCCGCAGGAUGCGUUGCAAGGAUGUGCAGGUGAUUCCCUGGGUGAUCUCGGACAGUAACUUUGUGCGCUGCCCCUCCCAGCGCCUGGAUCCCAGCAAGACUGUGUUCGUCGGCGCUCUGCACGGGAUGCUCAAUGCUGAGGCUCUGGCCAGCAUCAUGAACGACCUCUUUGGAGGAGUGAUGUAUGCUGGCAUUGAUACAGACAAGCACAAAUAUCCAAUUGGUUCUGGACGUGUUACUUUCAACAACCAGCGCAGCUACCUGAAGGCAGUUAGUGCAGCUUUUGUGGAAAUCAAAACUCCAAAGUUCACUAAAAAGGUUCAAAUUGAUCCGUAUCUUGAAGAUUCAAUGUGCCAAGUCUGCAAUCGCCAGCCUGGACCUUUCUUCUGCAGAGAUCAGGCAUGCUUCAAGUACUACUGUCGUUCUUGCUGGCACUGGCAGCACUCGAUGGAUAUCCUGAGAAACCAUCGCCCACUGAUGCGCAAUCAGAAGAGCCGUGAUUCCACUUAAAUGGCAGAGCCAGCGACCUGCAGCCGCUCUGCAUAACCUGCUGAGAGAGAAGAGCCUGUGCUGGUUCUCCGACUUUUUUGGGAACAGCACUUCAAUGAUGACUUAGAAAUAAGAAAUCUUUAAACAACAAAAGUUCACUAUUGCACUUGCUAUUUUUUGUUUCUGUUCUCGUUCACGAUCUCACUAUGCACACGUGUUGGGUGACGGGCUCGCCAUUAUGCAGUUCCCAGACUCGUCACUGUUUGGAGAGAAAUAAGGCCAGGGUUUAGAAGGUGUUGAUGCAAAUGCCUUCUCCUUGAUUGAUUAUUUUUAAAGAGCUUUUUUUUUUUUCCCAUACCUUGCAUAUAGAAGUAAAUAAUGCAAGUCGCAUUGCCUUUCAUGUUGGCAGUUGCCAUACAGUGCCUUUAAAUUUAUUUCCUCCCUAUCUGAGCUGCAUGCUCUUCUGUGCAGUCAGCUUUUUUUUUUUUUUUUUACUUCAGAAGAUGAGUUGGGCUUCAUUUAACCAGUCGCAUUUCAGAUUUUUACGCAGUGUUUUUUACAAAUUCUUUUUACACAACGGUUUUAAGUCGUGACAACAUGGGGGAAUUUAAGAGUAAAUCUACCUGGCGGCUUUUAACUUUUUUCUUUCCUUUUUUUUUUUUUUUUUGUGCGUCCUGGGGGCUGUUGGUAGAGUAUCAGUUUUUUUUGCAACCAAACAAAAUGGGAGGGAAAAUUUGGAUUUACGGAUUUGAAACUGGACCGGAUAACGACCUUUGAGAUGUGUAUAUAGUUUUAAAAAAAACAACUUUGUUCACUUUUUAAUUUGCACUUCAGAAAGAGGUAGAUGGUAGUUUUUAAUCACAAUUUUUUUUUUUUACUGUAAUGGUGCAGAGAGGCAGUGUUGUCAGGGAGGGGGACCUUCCUUUUUGAGAUGUUGCUUGUUGACCUAUAGAUAACUCUGCAGCUUUCUGACAUGCUGCUAGGACCGAUAACUGACCUAAUGCAUUCUUUUUAGUUUGAUCUGAAAAUGUGUGCCAAAGAACCAGUGUCCUUUUAUUUUCCAUUUUGUUUCUGCUGAGCUUGUUGCUGUGUUGCCUAGCCCAGCUGCUUUUUAGAGUGUUCUAAAGGUCUCUACCUCAUUGUGGUCUGCAGCUAUCACUGCAGUUACCUACAGAUGUGGAGCAAGGUGUUCUACUGAUGGGUACAAAUAAAGGUGUUGAAGCAUUA